Molecule: messenger RNA, 5184 nt
Organism: Symbiodinium necroappetens
Lineage: Eukaryota; Dinophyceae; Suessiales; Symbiodiniaceae
Source: the annotation of a GenBank genome assembly
AUGGCUUCAAAACUGCGGCUGGGACUGGUUGUCGUCCUCUUCGUGCUGCUGCGACCUCGACAGGAAGCUUGGUCGACUGUACGCAGGGCCACACGGGAGGCCUCAGCAUCUCGCGGGCGUGUGGCAAUUGUGACCGGCGCUUCUACCGGCUUGGGCCUCGCCACAGCGCAGUCCUUGGCCACAUCGGGUAACUUUAGUCUGAUCGUCCUCGCCGGUAGGAGCCAGGAGAAGCACGAGAAGGCGCUGGACAGCCUCAGGCAGCUUACGCCUGUAGCCGAGCUGCGUUACAUGCCCUUGGAGCUGGACUCGCUGGCAUCUGUGCGCGGCUUCGUGGUGGAUUUUUUGGCCAUGAAGUUGCCUCUCCACUGCCUCGUGCUGAAUGCUGGUGUUAUGGCUUUGCCGUCAAGGCAGGAGACCCGUGAUGGACAUGAGUACCAACUGGCUGUCAACUACCUGGGCCACUUCCUACUUGCAAACUUGCUGGUCGACCACAUGGCUGCGACAGCUUCACCCAGAGAUCCUGGUCGCAUUAUCAGCCUGUCUUCAUCGGCUCAUCUCAUCCCCUCUGCGCUCCAGAGAGGUGAUUUGAGUGAUCUGCAGUCGGCCGACAAGUACGCUCCAUGGCAGGCAUAUGGCCAAGCAAAGCUGUGCAAUUUGCUCUUCGCUUACGAGCUGGAUCGACGUUGUCGACUUGGUGGCAUCCCCAUUGCCUCAAAUGCCAUCCAUCCAGGAGCUGUGGCCACCGAGCUGAAGCGGCACCUGCCCCAAAACCAGCAAGAGGAAGACCAAGGGCAGAAUCCCCUGGAAGGAGUCUACCAGGCUCUCAAGUCGGUGGUUCAACCUUUGCUGGACCUCAUCGUGCAGAGCCCGGAGGAAGGUGCCCGAACCACGGUGCUGCUGGCCACCUCGGAGCAGGGUAAGCUUUCAGGGUACUACUGGCAGGACGGUCGUCCUUCAGCAUCGUUGGACACCGAGGUGCAGGGGCUUCUGCCCCCACCUCUGCGGGCCCUUCGCAUUCUGUCCAGGCUUCUCAAGGCUGUUGCUCCGCCGGAGAAGGCAGCGACAUCUUAUGACACGGAGACCUGGCGAGAGCUCUGGAGGGAGAGCGAGCGAUUGGUUGGCCUGGAGGCCUCGGAAAAGCCAGCCGUCUUCGCCGGCCUGGCACAGGUCUCACAAAAGCAGAAGCUCCUCCUUGUUGAUGUAAAGCGCAAGGUCUGGAAGCCACGGCGCCUGUUUGCGGACACGCCAAGUGGAAACCUCCGGGAGCUCUCCGAGACAGAUGCCCCGACUGACCAGGUGCUGUGGGUGGAGCCUCCAUGGGCUCCUGGCAGCGUCCUUGCGGGCGGCCUCACCUCGCAUCACCAGAUGGGGCCCAUGGAUCUGGCACAGGCUGAGCCGCGUGACUUGCUGUGCUACACCCCUGCUGCUUUUCCGACGGUAGCCAGCGGCGCGAUGCCCCGAAGCCUCGACGAAAGGUCUUUGAUGCCUGUGCAGAAGCUGCACCUUACAAUGGCGGUUCUAACGCUGCGUUCGGAGCAGGACGUGCAGGCUGCCAAGCUUGGUUUAGCCAAUGCCGCUGCCGAGUUUGCCAAGGAUUACCCUGGGCCACUGCACUUUCGCCUUUGCGGUCUGGACUCAGAUGGUGACACGGUUCUCUUCGCCAAAGUGCGGCCGGAGGACGAGGCCAGCCUGCGCUCCCUGCACAGGCGGAUCCAGGAGCGGAUGCUUGCGGGCGAAGGGGCAGUGGCGAGCACCUCCUCACCCGUCGCCGAGCCUGAGCAGAAUGACCAGGAGCAGAUCACAACCUUGUCCAACGAGAAGCUCAGCCGGAUUGAAGGAAACACAUUCUCAUCUUAUCCACUUUCCAUGCGUGUCCUCCGUCACGAUGCCGUGCGGCUCGGGCUCCCGCUGCGCAGUGAUGGAUCCGUGGGGCUGCAGGAAUUGCUUGCUUUGCCUUUCUUCAAGUCAAACGGCUUUGUGGAGAAAGAUGUGGAGGCGGAAGUUCGCUGCAACAACAAGCAGCGGUUCCAGCUGUGGACAGAAGAUGGUGCUGGACGCAUUCGUGCGAGCCAGGGCCACAAGAUGAAGGAGGUGGUGGACUCGGAGUUGCUGCAGCCCGUCCAGCGUGCGGAAGAUCUUCCCAUCUGUAUCCAUGGCACCUACUUCACGAAGUGGAGCCCGAAGAAGAAAUGUCAGGUGCAAGUCUGGAGCCAAAUCAAGCAGGCCUGGCUUUCGGGGGACAUGGAGCGAAGCUUUUCGAUGCCGAAAGACUGUGCCGUGGCCAUCUACCUGGACGUGCCAAAGGCGCUCGAGCAGGGAAUCAAGCUGUACCGCUCCGCCAACGAUGUGAUUCUUACCCGUGGGGAUGAGUCUGGUAGAAUACCUCCGGCUUUAUUCCAACGUGUGGUGGAGAUCAAGAGUGGCCGGUGCCUUUGGCCAGUUGAAGAGCCCUGCGCCGACACGACCGACAGCGAGACGGCCGAAGAGGUCCGGCGUGGCUCCUCAGCAGCACUUACAGAAACUUCGGUUCGCGCAGGCUCGCUCCUGGUUGAGAUCAGGCCAGACAUGGAUAUGCUUGUAGGAGGGCUGGCAGAUGGCCUAGAGGCUUCAAGCGCUAAACGCACAGUCCGCAUCGUGCAGGAAUUCCGAGACACCGACCUUGGACCAGUGGUUGUGGAUCGUUUGGAGCUCUGUCGGAUGAAGGCUGAUGGAGGAGGUGCCAAAUCCCCAUCGGCUCGCUCGAACAUAUUUUCCAAGAACGGCCGAAGCGCGGCCGAGAAAAAGGUCAUUGAUGCUGCCGUGCACUUCUCCGGAGAGUUCGCGACAGCCUCGGUGCAACGGGGCAAUCUGAGGAGGGGUGGGGUGCUACUGCUAAUCUUUUGGGAACCGUACGAGCCCGAGUCAUCGAGCUUGUUUGGCCUGAUCCGAGAGAGGGACUGCUGCGAAGAUGCACCGAAGAACAAGCAACGCACAUCGUCAGCCUUUCGCUGGAAGACAUCUGAGGAGGAGGCAAAAAGCCAGUCUCAAGCCAAGUACAGGAGACCGGGCCAGGCUGCAUUCACAGUGGUGGCGGUCAGCGGCAAAAUUCUGUUCGCUGGCUCUUUGCCGGGAUGCUUUACCGUGAGGGAGCUCAAAGCAAAGUUGGGACAAGUGGAGGAGCAGCGGCUGCUUCACGGGACGCGGUCUCUGGAUGAUGCCGAGCUACUGCAAGCUUUGGCAUCCGAUGAGGCUCUUCGUCUGGUUUGUGUUCGAACUCUUCGGCGUCUAGCUGUCAGCGGCGGAAGCGACCGAGGGCUCUGCCUUUGGGAUUUGGACCGUGGUCAGGCUGAUUGCGACUUGGUGGGGCACACGUCCGCUAUCCUGUGCAUAUCGGUGCAUUGGCCUUCGCAAAGGGCACUCACUGGCAGCAGGGACCGCUCUGUACAGCUGUGGCGAUUGUCUGGCGAGUGCUUGCUAGAGAUGCGGGGGCAUCUGGAUGCGGUCCAGUGCCUGUCGGCAGACUGGGAGACAAAUGUUGCUUUGUCGGCGAGCCUGGAUCAAACGCUCGUGUUUUGGGAUCUGGACACUGGCGAGAUCUUGCAAGAAUUGAUGGACCAUGCAAGCCCUGCUGUCAGCCUUGAUGUGGAUUGGGUCGGCCGACAGGCUCUGGCCGGUGCCAUGGACGGCUCCUUGCAGCUUUGGGACCUGCGAAGCACAGCUGCUGAACGCCGGAACAGCCACCAAGCAGAACUGCGCUUCCUGCGGGCAAGCUGGAACGACCUUCAAGCCGUGAGUGGAGAUCCCUCCGGCCGUGUCGUCUUGUGGGAUCUCGCUCCGCUUGAAGCUCUGCGGCUUUGUUCUCCCGAUGGCCCAGCCAUCACUUGCAUGUCGGUGAACCCUGACAUGCGGGAGGUCGCAGCUGGGGGUAUUGAUGGGACCCUGUACUUCUGGAGCUGCGGGGAGGUUCGGAAGCGCAAAGCGAUCCAAGCACAUAGCUCUGCCGUUUUCGUGCUGGAAGUCGACUGGGCUGGGCGGAGUGCCUUGACAUCCGGUGACGAUGGCAGGCUGUGUUUUUGGAAUUUGAUUCUGGGGAGCUGCCUUCGUGUCCUCUCUGGGCAUUUAGACGCAGUGAGCUGCCUUGUAGUGAACUGGCCUUCGGCCGUGGCCAUUAGCGCUGCUGCAGAUUGCACCCUGCGACUUUGGGAUGUCGGGAGAGGCCUCUGUCUGCGCUGCCUCCCAAACCACAGAAUUACGGCUCUGGAGGUGGAUUGGGAACAGCAGCGAGUCCUUGCUGUAGGGGCAGACCCGGUGGUUCGACUUCGCGACGUCUUCCGCCGCGGCGUUUGCGUCAAGGAAUUGCCAGAGUAUGACCGGACCGUCUUCUGCGUGGCAGUUGAUUGGGCUGCCAUGCACGCGUUGACCGGUGGUGAUGAGUGUCAACUGAUCCUAUGGGAUCUUUGUUCAUCAGAGGUGCUGCGAAGAUUUCAAGGACAUCGUGAUGCAGUUUGCUGUGUCGAAGCAGAUUGGAAUGGCCGACGCUGCCUCAGCGGAAGUUGCGAUAACAGCCUGCUGCUUUGGAAUCUGGAUACUGCAGAGGUGCUAUUACGAUUGGCAGGUCAUGAUGGCGGUGCACGCUGCAUCGGCGUGGCAUGGUCAGCACGGCAGGCGCUGACUGGUGGUGACGACUGUGCUCUGCGGUUGUGGGAUUUGUCAACAGCUGCCAAUGUUGCAGUGCUCGAAGGUCACACUGCUGCUGUUUGCGGCGUGGACCUGAUGUGGCAGACACAGCAAGCUGCCAGUGCCUGCAAGGAUGCCACAGUGCGGAUAUGGUGCUUGAACCAGCGCUGCUGCACACAGGUGCUGCCACACGACGUGACUGUCAGGUGUUUGGAAGUGGAUUGGUCUUCCAGCCAACUUCUCAGUGGCAGUUCUGAUGGGCUGGUGCGCCUGUGGCAUUGGAGCUCAGAGGACGUGCAAGAGUUCGAAGGUCACACAGGAGGCGUGACGUGUUUGAGUGUCGACUGGUCGUCCGGCCUGGCAAUUUCCGGAAGUGCGGACAACUCUUUGCGAAUUUGGGAUUUGAAGGCGGAGGACGAUGCUUCAGACUCCACCUUGUUCCAAGUUGGCGAGGUGCUUUGCGUUACGAUGGGCUGCGGGCCUGGGUUUCUCCAAGGCGGCGUGAAGACCUGCUCGUCUGGCACAUGA